This is a messenger RNA of Necator americanus (New World hookworm), 849 nucleotides long. RefSeq lists its product as uncharacterized. The transcript is spliced from 4 exons. Bases 1 to 849 code for a protein of 282 amino acids. NCBI's taxonomy places the organism in Eukaryota, Metazoa, Nematoda, Chromadorea, Rhabditida, Ancylostomatidae. The record is from RefSeq and is a predicted model, not a curated record. Gene Ontology annotation, molecular function: structural constituent of cuticle.
AUGGUGAGGACUGCUGUGUCCAUCGGUGCUGCGUGCGGCGUCGCAUGCGUGAUUGCCUGUCUGUGGGCAGCAAUCGUCAUCACCAACGACAUCAACGAGAUGUACGAUGACGUUAUGGGAGAGCUCGGCUCGUUUCGAAAUGUUGCGGACGACACCUGGGAUGACAUGAUGGUGAUGCGCAGAGGUGGAUCCACAGCAGAGCAGUACGUACGAGGAAUCUUCGGUAGACAUAAAAGAAAUGCCAAUCAGUGCAGCUGUGGACUACCUGCACAGAACUGUCCGCCAGGGCCUCCCGGGCCCCCUGGUGCUCCUGGAGAACCAGGAGAAACAGGUCCUGAUGGCAAGAACGGUCCCACUGGACUUCCUGGACUCAACAUUGUGCAGCCUAAUGACUAUCCCAAAGGGUGCCUCAAAUGUCCAGCUGGACCCCCUGGACCCGAUGGACUUCCCGGACAGGAAGGAUUCCAAGGAAUGCCUGGAAAACCUGGAGAUCUCGGAGCGCCUGGAAAAGACGGAGAGCCUGGACCCCAAGGAGAACAAGGGGAUCAAGGGCAACCUGGAAACGAUGGACAGCCUGGGAUGCCCGGCGCUCCUGGACGCGACUGUCUCACUGGGAAAGGACAACCCGGUAUGCCAGGACGUCCGGGUAUUCCCGGACCACGUGGUAAUCCCGGAAACGACGGACCACAAGGAGAGCCUGGUGCUGACGGAAUUGCUGGACCUCAAGGACAACCUGGGAAAGACGGUUUCAAUGGCAUGGAUGGCACCCCAGGACAGGCUGGACCUCAAGGAAACGUUGGAGGCGAUGCAGAAUACUGUCCUUGCCCUGAGAGGAAGAGGAGACUUUAA